CAAUGCCGGGCUGUGGCGGGGGUAAAACUGCGGCGCUCCCUCGGCUGCGAGGAACCAUGUGGUUUGUUUUUUUUCUCCUAUUUCCCCCCCUUGUCGAAUGGUCCCAGCGUGGGUCACGUGCAGCCGUUCCAAGAUGGCGGCGGCGGGGUCCGGGUCCGGCUGGGGGCCGGAGGCGGACGAGUUCGAGGACGCUCCCGAUGUGGAGCCGCUGGAGCCGACGUUGAGCAACAUCAUCGAGCAGCGGAGUCUCAAGUGGAUCUUCGUGGGGGGGAAGGGGGGCGUGGGCAAGACCACCUGCAGUUGCAGUCUGGCUGUGCAGCUGUCCAAAGUGCGGGAGAGCGUCCUCAUCAUCUCCACUGACCCAGCCCACAACAUCUCCGAUGCCUUUGACCAGAAGUUCUCCAAGGUGCCCACCAAGGUCAAGGGCUACGAUAACCUCUUUGCCAUGGAGAUUGACCCCAGCCUGGGGGUGGCAGAGCUCCCAGACGAGUUCUUCGAGGAGGACAACAUGCUGAGCAUGGGCAAGAAAAUGAUGCAGGAGGCCAUGAGCGCCUUCCCGGGUAUCGAUGAGGCCAUGAGCUAUGCAGAGGUGAUGAGGCUGGUGAAGGGGAUGAAUUUCUCCGUAGUGGUGUUCGACACGGCGCCCACGGGGCACACACUGCGGCUACUCAACUUCCCCACCAUUGUGGAGCGGGGACUGGGCCGCCUCAUGCAGAUCAAGAACCAGAUUAGCCCUUUCAUCUCCCAGGUCAGGAGGACCAAGAUGUGUAACAUGCUGGGACUGGGUGACAUGAAUGCGGACCAGCUGGCCUCUAAGCUGGAGGAGACUCUGCCUGUCAUCCGGUCUGUGAGUGAGCAGUUCAAGGACCCAGAGCAGACGACUUUCAUCUGCGUGUGCAUCGCGGAGUUCCUCUCGCUCUAUGAGACAGAGCGACUCAUCCAGGAGCUGGCCAAGUGCCGCAUCGACACCCACAACAUCGUUGUCAACCAGCUCGUCUUCCCUGCACCUGACAAGCCCUGCAAGAUGUGUGAGGCGCGCCACAAGAUCCAGUCCAAGUACCUUGACCAGAUGGAGGACUUGUAUGAGGAUUUCCACAUUGUGAAGCUGCCGCUGCUGCCGCAUGAGGUACGAGGGGCCGACAAGGUCAACACCUUCUCCACUCUGCUGCUUGAGCCCUACAAGCCCCCCAGCACCAAGUGAGCCUGGACCCCACCCCCUCCUCCCCUGCUGGCCCUGGGGGCAGGUCCCCCCCCCCACCCCAGCACAGGGGGGAGGGACCUAGCUGUGGCCCCACCCCCUUCUGUGGGGGGGUCAGGGCCCCCUUGGGCACCUCCCACCCCUGGAGCCACAGCAGGAGAAAACUGUACAUAAUAAUAAAGCUGACAAGGAAGACAA
Molecule: messenger RNA, 1396 nt
Organism: Alligator mississippiensis (American alligator)
Lineage: Eukaryota; Metazoa; Chordata; Crocodylia; Alligatoridae
Gene: GET3
Product: guided entry of tail-anchored proteins factor 3, ATPase
Exons: 7
Coding region: 98-1201 (367 amino acids)
Biological process (GO): post-translational protein targeting to endoplasmic reticulum membrane
Cellular component (GO): GET complex
Molecular function (GO): ATP binding; ATP hydrolysis activity
Source: RefSeq, a predicted model, not a curated record